Corticium candelabrum is the source of this 1280-nucleotide messenger RNA. RefSeq lists its product as uncharacterized. The record is from RefSeq and is a predicted model, not a curated record. The transcript has 2 exons. Lineage: Eukaryota; Metazoa; Porifera; Homoscleromorpha; Homosclerophorida; Plakinidae. The coding region runs from base 37 to 1104 and encodes 355 amino acids.
UUGAGACAUUAUUCGGCCAAAAAGAGACAUAAACUAAUGAUUGCCAUUUGCAAAAGUAUAAUACGCGACGAGAACCGCGGGGCCACUCAUUUCAUCUCUUCCGUAGAACUGGGAGCAAAAAUUUACCGAACCAAAAAGGUCACGAUUUCUCACGCGACAGCCAAGUUUUUGAUGAAAGCAGGGUUACAGGCUUCGAAUGCUGCUGGACUAGAUGUUGCCUUUAAGGACGAACAUUUGGCUCUUGCUUCUAAUUACGAAAGUCGCAUGUUUGCUACAGUAGAUCCCAGAGUGAAAAUGGACGGGGCAAAGACGGUAGUAAGUGCAGAACAUGAGAGAGUCAUUGCGUAUGAUGUGCGACCCGUGUGGGUACUGGUAAGUGAUCCAGACUGGCAGAGAGCAAUGAAAGAGGCGUCCUUGCAGUAUGUGAAAGAAGAGCUUGAUCACUCACGCCCGGUGAUUGCUUCAGGUGGACCAUUUAUGAUCGAAGCUGGAAGCUACCGUUUGAGACGCACUAGAACACGGCAGCUUCAAACUCAACGGAACAAGAAAAUCCAUGAAAUCCUGGAUUAUGGCGACAUCGACAGCGUGAGAGUAAAAGCAGCUGACAAGAGCACCAUCGAAACGGCUAACGUUACAUACGAAUUUUUUAUUGAGGUUCCGCGUUACAACUGCUCAGAAUUGUUUAUCAACGACUCUGAUGACGAUAGCGAUCCUAUGGACGAUCCAGACUUUGGAUUUUACAUCUACUGUAAGGUAAACGGCGUCAAGCUAUUUUUGUGCUCAGACGUGAAAGACGAGAGCAAAAUUUGUCUCGUCACCAGCGUUCCGCAUCCCAACGCUUACGCUCGAUUCUACGUGGAGUUUCCUAGUACGCGCCGUCUCGCUCCCGUUUCUCGUUGGGCAAAGGAUUCAUUGCAUCUGUUGAGAAAGACUGCCUAUUUGAGACGUCGUCAGUAUCUUAUUAUUGAUACAGAGACUCGAGAGUUGUCGUUUGUCUCUGGAAGCGCACUUCUUAGUAAUCAGAGAGCAAUGUGUCAGUUUGCUGUAGAAAAUAUGCUCAUGAAACCAGACAGCGACGAAGAAAUUAUCGAGACUUCGUUGUAAGUAGAAUUUAUUGGUAUCAUGCACUUGCUGUAGGAGGCCACAUCAAUUACGAUUUGUUUGACAGCUUUAGCUAGUCUUAAUCCUUUUUGUGUUAAUUCACUCUUUAGCAAAUUUUUGUGUCUUUGUCUUGAUAACAAUGCAAUAUAAGAUAAGUACAAAUGACUAUGUCUUUGUAU